GGUGCUUCGCCCUUUUCUUUUUCCUGGGUUAUUUCUUUUUCUUCGGCGUGCCCCUCGUGCAGCUGCCUUGUUGUUCUGCCUUGCAAAUUAAUUUGGGCUAACUGAUGCAUGUUACUCGAAUCAGCAUUCUUGAUAGACUCAAGUAGUCGGCCCCCGGUGGGUAGUCAUCCUCACCUCUUUGUUCUUUUGGGACGGAGUUCAGCCCAUCGUGUUGUCGGUCCCAAGUCGCAGCUGUGUGUUUGCUGGAUCUAUGUAUAUGGCAUCUGGCCGUCCCGUUUUGCUUCAUCGUCAAUCCCUCAUCAAUUGUCUAUGUAAAGACCGGCAUUAUAUCGUCUCUUAGAACGCUUACGAUAACAAGGUCGCCAUUUUAUCUGCUAUUCUAACUGAUGCCCGCCUUGCAGAAAUCGGGAAUUAGCCGCCCGACGUUUGCCAAUACCAGACGCAAAGUGGAAGGAGAGUAUAGGUGAUAACCUACCCAACCUUGUAUACGCCUGCAUAGAUGUCGAAUACGCCAUUACCACAAUGGACGCACUCCCUUCCCGACAGCCGGUACCCCGAUACGGGCACCCGUGUCGGUGACGAUGCAGGAAGAGGAUUAGCAGCAACAAUUCCAAAUCCCGCAUAUUCGACUCCAGAACCCCCACGGUUUCUAUUUCCAGACAGUCAAGGCUAUGAUCCUACUGCUAGUACUUCGACUCAUCCUAGGUUUGUAUUUGAAGGCGCAAGGCGAGAUAGUACGGAGCAUCGAUAUAGUGUCUCCUCAAUCGCGAGUGGGCCUCUUGCUCCGUACGCAGUGCAGCGUUGGAGCAUCUCAAAAAGUGUUGACUACUAUGGGCCGUCAAGUUCCUAUCAUGAAACAUCAAGUCAAGGCCGUGGCUCCAUAGGCUCCACGGGGCGGACAAACGACAUGGAAUCUCUUAGUUCCUCUACGACGUUUCCAAGCCCCGUCCACUCUGAUAAAAGCUCGGCAAUGUUCAACACCAACCCUACGCCAAAGUAUUCAUUGCAGCAACCGCCGCGUCAGACAACGUCCGGCGUACCAUUGGGCUUUGAGAACCUGCUUCACCAUUCGCCAUCACCACCCCCGCGGCGGCCUUCCACAGCUUCCCGCUAUCAUUUACAUAUUCGACAGCAACCAAUGGCGGCAAGAGCUUGCGGCUUUGGUGAUAGAGAUCGGCGACCUGUUGAUCCACCACCCAUCAUCCAAUUGCUCCUAACCGACUUCGACCCCGUAUCAGAUCAAGAUAAGGAUAUCUUGCAAGAUCCGAGAUUUGCCGUUGGUUGUCUUCUAUUCCCUGCGGCGACACCCCCCCAGCAAGGCCCACCAGAUAGGGAGAGAGGGGGUACCAUCCGUGAAAGUCGCCUUGGAUCAACUGCGAGCCCAGGUCAAUCAACGCCUUUGCUUUCCGGAAAGGCGUUCAUUUCUCCCUUCUAUGUUGAUGCAGACCCGGACCCUGCGACGGCACCUGCCCACCCGACUAGUGAGGAUUACGUGACGCAGAGGACCUCUGCAGGACCGGUACGAAUGAAACAACCGGCGGCAUUUUUCAUAUUCUCAGACCUUUCCAUCCACGCAGCUGGGGAGUAUCGGCUACAAUUUCGGCUCAUGAACUGGGGCCACGUGGAGGAUACCGGUCAGCCUAUGCCUAUCCUCGCGGAGGCGUGGUCGGAGCCAUUCCGCGUGUUCCCAGCUAAGGACUUCCCCGGGAUGCAAGACUCAUCGCCGCUCGCGGAGGGACUCAAGGAGCUCGGGUUUACCGAACUAAAAACAAGGGGCAAGGGCAAGGGCAAGGGAAGGAAGCGUUGACGUUAUCAAGGGUCAUUUCAUGAAUGAACAGUACGCCUAUGGGCCAAUUUCCCAGCGUUGCGAUAUCUCAGAACACCGCCACUCCGGUACUAUGCCUGUUUCUAAAAUAAUCAACUUUACGAUUUUAAUGAAGCCUUACGAAAAAAACGCCUUUCGAAGCAGAUGAACUUGAUUACGACUCCACACUGUAUGAAUGACCCGUUGUAGUGCUAAAAUACAAACCUACAGCAAACCUGAGACCAAGAACCCUCCGCAUGUAUCCAGGUCCAUCUUUGGGGGAGCAAGUUCAUGCACUUGUAGUGUACUCUGUACAGCAAUGGACGUCCCUCGAGGAGAUA
Messenger RNA from Aspergillus pseudonomiae, 2145 nucleotides. RefSeq names its product velvet factor family protein. The transcript has 2 exons. The record is from RefSeq and is a predicted model, not a curated record. NCBI's taxonomy places the organism in Eukaryota, Fungi, Ascomycota, Eurotiomycetes, Eurotiales, Aspergillaceae. The coding region runs from base 500 to 1807 and encodes 435 amino acids.